CUGGAUUGGUGCGGGGGGAAUAUUGAUGCUGGAAGGCCGACGGGCCGAGGGAGGGCCUUCAUCGCUCGCUCCCCCGCUAUAGCAGUGACCGGCGCCGCCUCCUAACGUCGUCCCAUCGAGCGCCGCCGCACUGGUUUCCUCGCCGUCCCGUGCCACUGCUGCUCUCCUAUCCGCCUUUACCGUACGCUGCCGGCCCUGCUACCGCUGCUCUAGGAUUCCUUGGCGGGCGCUACGGCCCGUCUUCUGGAAGCGGAUUGGAGGCAGCGAGCGGGCGGGGAAAGCGGUGGCUAGAGCAAAUGCUCAAGUUCCUGUCCAGGGUGGUGGUGGAGUACCGCCCUCUGGACCCGCGCAAGGCAGCGGCCGUGGAGCUCCUCGUGCAGUGCAACGGCCGCAAGGCCAAGGACUCCAACCCCACCUGCUCCGUCGAGUUGCGGCGCCUGCCCUCCCCGGCCGCGGCCGAGGACCCCAAGGCCCAGCCGCCCUCGCGCGUCCUCGUCACCUACCUCAACGGCUCCGAGAAGGCCUUCGUCGCCGCCGACGGCGCCACUGCGCAGGGCAUGCGCGACCAGAUCCUCGCCCGCGGCCGCCUCCUCGAGACCGAGCAGCUCUUCCGCGAGGCCGGGGAGAAGUGGCCCGUCAUCAUCCCCGAGGAGGAGCUCGGCAUGUCAUUCCCCGGUAUCAAGGUAGAAAAUACACCGAUGGCAAUAUCAGUGGAUUUCUCGUGGACCAGGGAGAAAAAGGGUAGCAUGAUCUUGCCAGCAUGCUCACUUCGGGAGACAGAUGCAAGUGAGGAACAUAUGAGGGCUGCACGUCCUGUUUUUCUAUUUCCUCCCAACUUUAGUCACACAUGUGUUUUUUCUAAGGAGUUCACUACACCAUGAGGAUGGCGCGGAUUAUAGUCUUCACUUUUUGCUGGCGAAUGUACUUUGAUUACUGAUUACCAAAUAUUGGUUCAAGAUGUACCAUUUCCAGCCUCGCUUUUCUAUGCACAAAUAGUAUGAGUAUUAGGUAUUUUUUCAUAAUUUCUGAUUUGAUGUCGCUACGUUGAUU
This is a messenger RNA of Triticum dicoccoides, 1050 nucleotides long. RefSeq lists its product as uncharacterized. Lineage: Eukaryota; Viridiplantae; Streptophyta; Magnoliopsida; Poales; Poaceae. The record is from RefSeq and is a predicted model, not a curated record. The coding region runs from base 297 to 881 and encodes 194 amino acids. Gene Ontology annotation, cellular component: mitochondrial large ribosomal subunit. The transcript has 2 exons.